This is a messenger RNA of Bradysia coprophila, 4959 nucleotides long. RefSeq names its product ankyrin repeat and BTB/POZ domain-containing protein 2. Gene Ontology annotation, molecular function: protein heterodimerization activity; structural constituent of chromatin; DNA binding. Gene Ontology annotation, cellular component: nucleosome. Lineage: Eukaryota; Metazoa; Arthropoda; Insecta; Diptera; Sciaridae. The record is from RefSeq and is a predicted model, not a curated record.
CUGUUCUUCGUUAAGCCAUUAUGAAAAGUUAAAACGAUAAAAAAAUGUAUUGCACCCAAGAUUGCACUUGCAGCUUGUGUCGUGAGUUACGUGGUUUCAAUUUGAAACCAGCAAUUGUGCACAAACAAUCUAAAUAUAAUGGUGGACCAUCGAAUGAUAAUUUUAUCCUACGUCGUCGCUUAUCGGAUACUGAUGAUAGCCGGGCACCCGUCCGGAUCGUCGACAGUGUGAGCAAAAAAUCGUUAACCAAAUCAAAAAGUUACAGUGAAUUAUGGAAGCGGUUUGAUCCGAGAAAUGUGUCGAAGAAAAAAGUUAAGGAUGCGAAAUCGAGUACCAAGGACGGCUCGAAAAAGGCUGAUGGGCAUAAAGUGAUAAUUUAUUUCGGUGAUUCGAUUCCACAUAAGCGACAACCGCUUACACCGUACAAGGCCGAUGGUGAUGAUUUUGAGCAUGCUAGUCGCCUGUGCAACGAAAUCGAUGGAAAGAAAUCGGGAAGCAGAACAACCAAAGUAAUGAUAACCAAAGAUGGAACCGAUGCGAAGAGGAAAGCCGAUGAUCAACAUGUUAAAAGCAAAUCAGAAGUGGACGUAAUGAUGCAAUUGAAGACGGUGUUGAAUCAAAAAAAUAACCCGAAUAGUGAUGCCAAAACCGGCUCGUGUGCUAAUAAAACAGUCGUGGAAUUACCACCGGAGCCAACUAAAUUACGGGACAAAAGUGUCGAGACCCGAAAUGGGGAUGACCUUUCGUUACCAUCGUAUAUUGAAAGUGUUGUAAAUGGGGUGGUUAAUGUUAAAGUGGAAAAUAAUUUCGAGCAUGCGUCGAAACUAGUAAAGUGUAUAUCCAAUGGAGGAGCAACGUCUCUUGGAAGUGAUGGUAUUGAUGAUUAUUUUGACUGGAGCUUUGUACAAGAAUGGAGAACUCGACCAUCUGGAAAUCUUCGUUCUGAAUUACCUCCGUUUCAACAAUCAUCUACACAACUUCCUGUCAGAGCUUCAAAUCAAUCACAUGCUUUAGCCAAUUCAUCAAACAUAUCAUCUGGCAGUCAGAUCACAAGUCCGAAUUCUGGCCCGUGUUCAGGGCGUAUUCAAAGUCCAGUAGUUGCCCAACCUGCACCGAGGAAAGAAAUUCCCAAAGAACUGGCGAUUCGCCCAUCGGAACAGCGGUCACAUUACAAUUCGCCGAAUCCCUCGCUAUCUACUCAAACGAAUGGCAUAAAAGUAAAUGGCUCAAAAAGUACCGAAAAUGUUGUUGUCAAUGGCCUACCAAUUAACAAUUUACCAAAAUAUACGCAAGAUGCACAGCCGCAAUCGCUGAACGGACUAACAUCGAUGAUUCCCGAAAGGGAUAUUGGUCCAACAUCCAUCAAAACUACACCAAUAAUUGGUAAACCAUUCCCACAUCGAUCGCUUUCGGGUCCGGCAAAAUUGACAAUCCAAAGUGUACCAGUAAAGUCGCAGCCACCGAUGCUUAGUGCUGGAUUGAGUAAAGCCACGCCGUUAAACACUAACUUGAAAGGAGUAUCAAAUAAUAAGUCAGAUCCUUUGUCGAACCAAGCGACACAGAUGCCUUCUUUAGAUGCAGCUAACUCGCCGAAAACAUCGGUGAAUCUUCGUUCACAUAAUCAUGGUGUUGCGCAUGACUUUCGCGGACUAGAGAGAGUAAAUGAAUGCCACAGUUCAUCCGAUGAAAAUAGGUCUUCGGGUCAUGCAAGUAUGUCGGACACAGGGCACGGCAGUAGCUCACCGGGUGGCAACUUGGGACCACUACCCGAAGAUCGUUUAUUAAGUGGAAAUCGUACAUCGCGGAAUCGAACAGCCAACACUGGCCAUUCACGUUCCAGACAUCGGGGCACUCCGGCAAAAGUUCCAUGGAGUGGAGGCGGACUGGAAGAUAUAAAAACGGCCAUUCAACAGUUGACAAUGAGAUCACAGACUAGCACUAGCACGUACAGUAGCUUAAGUGCAGGUAGCGAAAGUUCUGAACCUGCAAGGCGAUUAGGUCGAUAUUCUUCGAUGGAAACUGUUAACACAAAUGUUACAGCUGCUGAUGAAUUCAUUUGGGUGGACUCGCACAAUCGUUUAGUUGAGUUGCAACAUCCGCCAUGGAGUCAACAUUGUAUCCUUCGAGUUAUACGUGGUGGACGAUGUAGUCAACAUUCGGAAAGGAUAUCGACAGAAGCUGUUCCUCGACUCGGAUAUUUACUGCAAAGAGCUUUAGUCAGAAUUGCGAGAGAGGUGCAACGAUUAUCUAGUGGAAUUGGACUCUGUUCAAAACACGAAGUUUCAGGAGCAUUUAAAAUUGUUCUUUGUCCAGCAUUAGCUGAUUCUUGCAUAAAAGCAUGUCUGAGAGCAGCAGCAAUGUUUUCCGUUCCCGGUGAUAGUGCACUACGUCAAAGUAAAUCAUCUCGAGCUGGACUACAACUACCAGUAGGGCGGUUUCAUCGUUGGAUGGCCGAUGCUAGACUCGGUCGAUUUGUGCAUGAAUACGCGGCUGUUUAUCUCACAGCUGGGCUAGAGAAUUUACUCGAGGAAAUUCUACUUCAGUGUCUACCAACUGAUGCCACAUUGCCUUUGACUGCUUCAGGUCUUGAACAUUCGAUCGCCAGUUCAGGAGAUUUGUGGGGCUUAUUACAACCAUACGCUCAUCUGAAUGCUGGUCGUAUAGCAUCUGGUGCUCUUACAAUGCCACGAUGGACAAGUCAAUCGUCAAUAGGUUCGAAUUCUGGCUCGCAAAAUUCUACGAAUGCUUCAAUGGAACCGUGCCUGUUAACAACUUGCGUCGGAAAUAUAUCCGAACUCAAAGAUAUUGUACUUCGAGCCGAAAACAAAUUUCCUCACACUGCUUUAUCACAUGCAGCACUAAUAGCCUUGUUUUACUUCAUGCGAUGUUCACAGUUAUCUCAACUAGAAGAGCACUACGGUGGUUCGACAACUCUAAACGGGGGAAACAACAGCGUUCAAGAACUCUGCUAUGAAAGAGCUUAUGUCGUCCUUCCACCUUUAAUUGAAUGGUUACGCGUUGCUUCGGCUCACGCAGAAUAUAGACACUCCAUUUUAAUUGACAAGGAUGAUAUUAUGCAAUCUGCUCGUUUAUUGCUGCCGGGUGUAGACUGUCCACCAAGACCGGUAUCAAGUGAAGAAGAGCUGCCGUCUAAACGAACUUCUUUGAUGAAUGGAUCUUCAUCCCAACCUCCAAUAGCAAGCAAUCCAGAUGAGUGUAACGAAUACGGACGACGAGCUACACUCGCUCUGGCAUUCCGUUUAAUGUUAGCAGGUCGCACAGAACUGUUAUUACAAGCCAACUCAUUAUUACCACCAACCACCCGAUACGAUACUUUAAAUCACCACGGAAUGACUGCCCUUAUGGUUGCAGUUAUACGCAAUGACGAAGCUGUUAUUCAAAUGCUUUUAGAUGGUGGGGCCGAUCCGAAUGUUGAAGUUCCAUUGGUCGGUACACAAGGUUGUCCUGCUAUUCAUCCGGAAACUCAGCAAUGGACAGCAAUGACAUUCGCAGCAAUCCGUGGUAAUUAUGCGGCUGUAAGACUGUUGCUGGAACGAGGUGGACAUGUAGAAGGAGGUGCACGUUUAAGUGAAGAUAAAUGCACAUUGACGCCGCUUCAAGUGUCUAGUGGAGCCAGUGUAGAAGUGGUUUCACUUCUACUAGCACAUGGAGCGCAUGCAUUUUUAUCGACACAGCAAAAAGAUUCAUUCUGUUUUUCUGGAACGGCACAGCGUGGUUGUUACAGUUCAAUUUCAGUAGCUGCUGCGCAUGGAACACGGCAAUCGUUACGGAAGUUGUUAUCCCAUCCAUUAGCACCAACAAGUCGCGAAGUGUUAUCCUUAGAAGAAAUGCUAGCAGAAGGCGAUAGCAACACUAGGAGUGCUAUCGAUCGACAAAAUGAUGUUCAGCCUGCGUUGAAUAAAACACAAAUCAAAUGUUUACAGGAAGCGAUGUACCAUAGUGCCGAAAACAAUCACUUGGACAUUACCAUCGAGCUACGUGCUCUCGGUGUACCUUGGACGUUACACUGUUGGAUGCAUGCUCUUGCCGCCGCUCAUGAGCUACGAUUAGAUGCAGUUAUCGAUCAAUUACUUCAAGACUUUUUGCAAGUAUGUCCGGACGACUACAGUUCCCAGUUUGUUUCAGAGUGUCUACCUCUUCUGUUCAAUAUAUUCCGAUAUAGCAAGAAGGAAGGUACAACACUUCUCUUGGCCGAUAUAUUUGCUACAUGUUUUGGAUGGGAGUCAAUUAAAACCAUAAAGGAGCCCAUACUGCAGCCAGUCAAUGGUUCCCGAAUCGAUCCAAAGUUUGUAAAUAAUUCCGAGUUAAGUGACGUUAUGUUUCGAGUCGAGGGCAAAAUAUUUUACGGCCAUAAAAUCGUUCUUGUAACCGCAUCGCCGCGUUUCCAAAGUAUGUUGAGCCCAAAAUUAAGCGACGGUAAUACGCCAACCGUUCAAAUCAACGACAUCAGAUAUCACAUUUUUGAGCUGGUCAUGCAAUUCCUCUACAGCGGAGGUUGUGAAAUGCUUGAAGUAGUCCCUGGCGAUGUGUUAGAACUAAUGGCAGCUGCUAGCUUCUUCCAAUUGGAUGCCCUACUUCGUUUUACCGAGUCCAGAUGUUCGCAAAUGACUGACAUAGACAAUGUGGUCGCAAUGUACAUACAUGCCAAGGUCUACAAUGCACCAAAGCUGAUGGAAUAUUGUCAGGGAUUCUUGCUGCAAAAUAUGGUCGCUUUGCUAACGUACGACGAUUCUGUAAAGCGACUACUGUUUGCCAAAAAAAUUCCGAAUCACGAUGUCCUCAGUGGAUUGCUGACAACAUUACAAGCUCGAAUCAAGUCAAGGAGAUCACCACAAAAGACAGCUAAUAUUGCACGACCAGCUACAGUUACUUCGAAUAAAAUCAUUAAAUGAAAUGGCAAUAAUAUCGGAACUGAUCUGUUCCCAGUGUAACUAACUU